AUGACGAUGGCGCAUAACCAAGACGCAGGCCCUGUGGUCUUAAUCCCUAACCUAGGCUCUGUCAGGGGUGUGUUUAACAAGGACAUGGGCAACAAGGUCGCCAAGUUCUUGAACGUCCCCUUUGCUGUUGUCGAGGAACGGUGGCGUCCGGCGACGAAGGUCCAAGCUUGGGAUGGUGUACGUGAUGCCACCAAGCUUGGGCCAAUGCCACCACAGCAGACAGAGAACAAUGCGUUUUUGUCGAUGUUCCUGGGUGUUCCCGAGAAGUUUGUCUAUGACGAGGAUAUGAGCGAACGCGAUUGUCUGAACUGCAAUAUCUUUAUGCCUGCGUCGGCUGUUGGUUCUUCUGAAGAGUUGCCGGUUCUGGUGUGGAUCCAUGGUGGUGGGAUGCAGUGCUCGGACUUGGUGUUGGAGUCGAUCAACCAGGACAAGCCCAUGAUCGUCGUCACGCUCAACUACCGCCUCAACUACUUUGGCUUUCUCUCCUCCAAAGAACUCCUCCUCGACGCCCAACAACACGCCAAGACCAUUCCUGACAAUCAAUGGUACGAUGGCUCGGUCGGGAACUGGGGAAUCUUGGACCAAAUCCUAGGGCUGGAAUGGAUCAGGGAUCAUAUUGGCGCUUUCUCGGGCAACCCCUCCCGCGUCACAAUUAUGGGCGAAUCUGGCGGGUCUAUUGCAGUUUCGUACCUCCACCUGAUCCCCCAGGCGCGAGGGCUCUUCCGCCGCUCGAUCCUCCAAUCUGGUGCGGCAUCGACGAUGCCAGAGAUGUACCCGGAGCAAGAGGGACAGGUCAUGUUUGAUCGUCUAUGUAAGUUGUGUGAGAUCCCAGAAGAUUUGGAACCCUUGGAGAAGGUUGCAAGACUGAGGCGGGUGCGGGGGGAGAAGUUUGUGGAGGAUAUGAAUGCGACGCCGUUUAUUCUUUUUAGGCCCAGUUUGGAUGGGGUUGUGUUUAGGAAGGAUUGUAGGAUGACGGUGGGGGAUGCUGAGAGUUAUGAUCCGCAGUUGGAGUGGGUCAUGACUGGUAACACCCGCGAUGAAGGAGCGUCCACACUCGAAGAACAGGAUCCCCUCAUUUCCCGCCUCUGCCCACUUUCCUCCCGUCCCCAAUUCACCACCAUCUUCGGGACCCCCUCAACCGACACAGAAGUCCAACACCUCUCCAUGCGCCUCACCGGCGACGGCGGGUAUCGCUUCCCAACUCUCCAAAUCAGCGAAGCCAUCAAGGCUCACCCCACUGCCCAAUUGACCCGAUACCAUUUCGAUCGUCAUACCGAGAAGCUUGAGGGAAUGAUGCCCGGGAUGGGAGCUCAUCAUGGAGUUGAUUUGUUUUUCGUUUUCGGAAACGCGACGGCGAGGGGCUUGUUGAAUAAGGAAGAGAAGGGGUUUGUGAAGAAGGUCCAGGCGGUUUGGAUCGAGUUUGUGACGGCCGCUUCGCCCAUGGCUUCUACACUCCCCAAGGUUCUCGGUAGUCUUCAUCCUACUACUUCUUCGGGUGAGGGUGUGGGCGCGGGAGAGGAGGCGGUGGUGGCAGAGAAAGAGGCGAUUGUGUUUGGGGACGAUUUAAAAGUAACAAGGGGUGCGGUGGAGCGGCUUUCAGCAGAGGAGAUUGCGUUCUGGUGGAAAUCUUAUGCGUAUGCUGCUGAGCAGGCUAAGCUUGGUCGAGCUGGUGAAGUUGGCUUUAACCUUGCCAAGGGCAUCAAGCCAUAA
Messenger RNA from Linnemannia hyalina, 1710 nucleotides. NCBI's taxonomy places the organism in Eukaryota, Fungi, Mortierellomycota, Mortierellomycetes, Mortierellales, Mortierellaceae. The record is from the annotation of a GenBank genome assembly.